UGUAGCAGGGAUUGGAUCCUUCAUGCAAAGAGAAAGAAAACCCUCCCAGCAAAACAGGCUGCGUUUGUAAAAGUGCUCUAGCAAAUUCAGAAGUGAUUGGAUGAAAAGAAAACCUUGGCCCUUCCCUCCUGCACCUGACUAGUGGAUAUUUACAGCACUUUUCAAGGAGCCUCUCUGCACUGCCACUAACACAUUUUUACUGCAUGGAUUGAGCUGAGUAGACAAUACUAUAGGGACCAAUGUGCUAGCUGUGAUUCUGUGUGCUGCACACGAUCUGGGACCGUUAUUCUAAGCUGAAAGGAGAUUCUGGAAGAAAGAAAUUCUGCAUUCAAAAUGCCACGAUCUUUCCUGGUCAAGAAACAUUUCAAUUCAUCUAAGAAGCCAAAUUACAGUAAACUGGACACUCAUACAGUGAUCAUUUCCCCAUACCUUUAUGAGAGCUAUCCAAUGCCUAUCAUCCCACAGCCAGAGAUCCUGAGCUCAGUAGCUUACAAUCCCAUUACUGUGUGGACUACAACAGGGCUGCUGCCCUCCCCGCUACCCAAUGACCUCUCUCCUCUUUCUGGAUACCCCUCAUCCUUGGGAAGAGUCAGUCCACCUCCACCCUCUGACACCUCAUCCAAGGAUCACAGUGGCUCAGAAAGUCCCAUUAGCGAUGAAGAAGAGAGAAUCCAAUCAAAGCUUUCAGAUCCCCAUGCAAUUGAAGCUGAAAAGUUUCAGUGCAGUUUAUGCAACAAGACCUAUUCAACUUUCUCUGGGCUGGCCAAACAUAAGCAACUGCACUGUGAUGCCCAGUCUAGGAAAUCGUUCAGCUGCAAGUACUGUGACAAGGAGUACGUAAGCCUGGGAGCCCUUAAGAUGCACAUCAGGACCCACACACUACCUUGUGUCUGCAAGAUCUGUGGCAAGGCUUUCUCUAGACCCUGGUUACUUCAAGGGCACAUCAGAACUCAUACUGGAGAGAAGCCUUUUUCGUGCCCUCAUUGCAACAGAGCUUUUGCAGACAGAUCGAACCUGAGGGCCCAUCUGCAGACCCAUUCAGAUGUGAAGAAAUACCAGUGCAAAAAUUGCUCCAAAACUUUCUCCAGAAUGUCUCUCCUGCACAAACACGAGGAAUCUGGCUGCUGCAUAGCGCACUGAGUCAUGCAGUCAGUGUUUACCUGGAUCCAAUGCAUUUCUCCACUCCUGUUCCAAAUGAUAAGUGGAAACCAAAAGGCAUUUUCUCUUCUUCCCAACCUCCUUCCCUCACCUCAGUCCAUCCCCCAAAGUGGAAGAACGUAUAAUAUCAGUAAAAAAUAACUUAAGCAUUUCUGCUAAAUAACUUAAGUGUGAAUUCUGAAAUGAGAGGGGGGAAGAACCAUGCAUGACAUUUCAAAUAGAUCAUAAGGAAAAAGCAUGAUCAGCCUUCUUCAGUGAUGAAGCCAAUGUGCAUAGACUUUUCUUACUAAGAAAAGUUGCAUAGCAUUAACAGUACAUUCCUGCCAAAUCAUUUCAACCAAAGAAAGAGUAUUUAAAAAGGAAAUAAUAAAAAUCUUACUCCAAGAGAAUUUGCCAGACAACAUUUAUCUCAGGUGCCUUAUAAGGUAUUUCAAGUUUACUUUAGUAAAUGUCUAGUAGUACUAGGGUUUUUUAAUUAAAACCAAAGGCCUCUAUUGAUGAUCUGAACUGUUUUAACGCUAAAUAGCGCAAAGAAGAGGAAUAAAAACACGUAAGAGAAUGUAUGAAAAAUGAUCUGCCAUGUUUUUAAAGUAUGUGCCUUUAAAAAAGACUGUAGCUUCAAACAUUCCUGGUGCAUGCUUGACCCAUCUUUUAAUAUGGAAUAGUUCUUCUAAACUUUUAAUCUUUUUUAAAAAACGGGAAUAAGUGCAAGAGAGGGGGUUCAUGGGAGUUUGACAAUGACUUUUUGAAAUGCACAAAGAAAAUGCAAUAUAUUCAACAUUACCCCUCCAAGUGCCUUUUCUAUUAAUGGUUUUGUAAAGUAUGUGGAUACAUUGUAAAUAUUUUUAUUUUUAUAUGACUGAAUGUGUUGUGAAUGAAAGUGAAGUGUUGCCUAUAACAGCACUUAUAGGUAACUUGAAGAAAGUAUGAAGUGAAUCUUGCUAUGUUGUUUUCUAGCCACUUUUUUACAAUAAACUUUUUUGUGUAAUA
Pelodiscus sinensis (Chinese soft-shelled turtle) is the source of this 2148-nucleotide messenger RNA. It is a transcript of the gene SNAI2, whose product is annotated as snail family transcriptional repressor 2. Lineage: Eukaryota; Metazoa; Chordata; Testudines; Trionychidae. Gene Ontology annotation, molecular function: DNA-binding transcription factor activity, RNA polymerase II-specific; RNA polymerase II cis-regulatory region sequence-specific DNA binding. The record is from RefSeq and is a predicted model, not a curated record. Gene Ontology annotation, biological process: regulation of DNA-templated transcription.